AUGCUGCCUCGUUGGCGACCGACGUCGACGAAGGAGCUCGCCCCGCCUGCUCUGCGACGCCCUAGGAGACUCCUGCUCUCCAUCCUCAUUGCCAUAGUCCUCUUCUGGGUGUUUGUUCAACCAAAUGGCCUUUUCUUCUAUCGACGGGAGCUGUUUCCGAAAGACAAACGAGCAGGGUCGCCCCCGAGGUUCAAGGAGCAGUGGCGAUGGCAAGAAAGCCUGCCCCAGCAUAAUACGAGUCUACCAUAUCCUGAGGGCAAAACGGGGAGAUACAUAAAAUUCUCAAAUCAAGUAACGAGGCUGGGAUGGAAUAACGCGUUGAACGAAAUACUAAUGAAUGCACACCUUGCAUACGCGUCGGAGCGCGCGUAUGUAUUCCAAGAUUAUGUCUGGAAACCCGAAUAUUAUCCCUGGGCCAUCCCGUUCAUGACCUUCGAUCGCUUCCGCCGCUGGCCGCACACGCCUCUCAGCGCGCUGAUCGCUGGUCCAACAGCAGGCGGGCCCUGGGACACCGACUCAUCACACAUGCCCCGCUCCGUCACCGAGAAGUACUUCGACAAAGUGUGCCCGCCGUCGGAGCGCCGGCUCAUCAACACAAAGGACAUCAAGCCCGCUAUCAACGAAGCCUCCGGGAUUGUCAUCUUCGAGACUUGGCAACGCCUCCUCCUGAGCGCCCCGGAGCGGUGCAUCGAGAUUGAGGCGGCGCCCUGGCCCGCGGAGUCAUACCCCCAGACGUUCGACCUAUACCUGUGGGGCAGCGAACGUAUACUGUCGCUGUGGGACUCGUUCUCCAAAUCGCCGACGUCGCGCUUGCUCGCCACCUCGCCGCUCGUUAAUUCUGCCGUCGCCAGGAACGAGCAUCUGUUCGGGGGUGGUGAUUCGUAUGACCGGAUGAUGGCCAUGCACAUACGGCGCGGCGACUUCAAGGGCGCGUGUCUGGAGUUGGCGCGGUGGAAUUCGACGUUUUACAGUUGGAACCUCCUGCCGUUCCUGCCUGACAAGUUUACCCCUCCUCCAGGCGGGUCGUGGGGCUCCAACACGCCCGAGAACACCGCCGUGUACCUCGAGCGAUGUUUACCCUCCUCUGAGGAUAUAGUGUGGAAAGCACGUCGGGCACGCGAAGACCUUGCCAGGCACUCGACGCAGACGCAUGGCACCCAGCUGGAUGUGAUGUAUCUGCUGACGAACGAAGAAGGGGAAUGGCUCGACGCGAUGAAACGCCUGUUGAAGAACGACGGGUGGUCGACGGUCGUGACAAGCCGCGAUCUCGCGCUCAACGAUGAGCAGGCGGUCGUCGGGAUGGCGGUCGAUAUGGAUAUCGCGAGGCGGGCCGCGGUGUUCAUUGGGAAUGGGUGGUCUUCCUUUACGAGCAAUAUCGUCCACCGGCGGUUGGUGGAUGGGAAGGAACCCAUCAGCAUCCGGUUCUGGUGA
Pleurotus ostreatus (oyster mushroom) is the source of this 1431-nucleotide messenger RNA. RefSeq lists its product as uncharacterized. The transcript has 3 exons. The record is from RefSeq and is a predicted model, not a curated record. Bases 1 to 1431 code for a protein of 476 amino acids. NCBI's taxonomy places the organism in Eukaryota, Fungi, Basidiomycota, Agaricomycetes, Agaricales, Pleurotaceae.